Messenger RNA from Rattus norvegicus (Norway rat), 8159 nucleotides. It is a transcript of the gene Zbtb7c, whose product is annotated as zinc finger and BTB domain containing 7C. Lineage: Eukaryota; Metazoa; Chordata; Mammalia; Rodentia; Muridae. The record is from RefSeq and is a predicted model, not a curated record. Gene Ontology annotation, biological process: positive regulation of fat cell differentiation.
CUGUAAUGGUGGCAGGCCUACCCCAAGUGGAAUAGCAUUGAGGCAGACUGUGAAGUAUUUGCUGACUGAGAGAGGAGGCCGUGGGUGCUCCUUCCUCAGACUUCAUGACCCAACCCAGGCCAGGCCCGUGACCCCCAAGAUCUGUAACUCUGUGUGUGUGUGUGUGUGUGUGUGUGUGUGUGUGUGUGUGUGUGUGUGUGUGUGUGUGUGUGUGUGGUUUGAGUGAUCGCUGUACAGUGUUUGAUUUGGUUAAGUUACAAUCACGACCCUUUAAGGAGAAAACAUAUAAUUCUAGUAAUUUUAUUGGACUCAGGUUUCAGGCAAAUGGAAACAAAAUUGCCUCUAAAAAUAAAACACAGACACAGAGAAUUGAAUAAAACAAUAAUAAUAAAAAGCCUCCCUUGCCUGGAGAUAAGUGGUAAGGCUUUUUGUGGAAUAUUAGAGAAAAGGAGGGGGAUGGGGAGGGAAAAUAAACCACUCCACCGCCCUUGCUUUCAUUUCUGUUUUACCUUUCCUAAAGGGUUGAUUUGCGUAUUCUAAAGAAACGCAGAAAAAGCCACUGGAGCAAUUGGUCCUUGUCCCGCGUUCAACAGUACAGGUGGACGGAGGGGGCUGGCUGCCAAAUACUUCUGGUUGGAGGGAGGGGUGGGAGUGCUCGCUCCAAACCACUCCUGGAAUGGCUUAACUCGCCCAGCGCGAAUCAAUGACAACCUCUCCCUGGCUGCGGCAGGCUCCCGGAGCAGCGCUGCCGUGUGGACGCCCAGCCUCGGACCCUGGCGGCGCUCAGGACACAGCCCGGGCACGAGCACGACGUCCCCGGCGUGGCCAGGGCUCUGGCUGAGAACAUGGCCAAUGACAUCGAUGAGCUCAUCGGCAUCCCUUUCCCUAACCACAGCAGUGAGGUGCUAUGCAGCCUCAACGAGCAGCGGCAUGCGGGGCUGCUGUGCGACGUUCUGCUGGUGGUCCAGGAGCAAGAGUACCGGACACACCGCUCGGUGCUGGCGGCCUGCAGCAAAUACUUCAAGAAGCUCUUCACGGCCGGUAACCUGGCCAGCCAGCCCUACGUCUAUGAGAUUGACUUUGUCCAGCCCGAAGCUCUGGCUGCCAUCCUGGAGUUUGCCUACACCUCCACACUCACCAUCACUGCCUCCAAUGUCAAGCACAUCCUCAACGCUGCCAGGAUGCUGGAGAUCCAGUGCAUUGUGAAUGUGUGCCUGGAGAUCAUGGAGCCUGGCGGCAACGUCGGUGAGGAGGAUGACAAGGAGGAGGAGGACGACGAUGAAGACGACGAUGAUGAAGAUGAUGAGGAGGAAGAGGAAGAGGAAGAAGAGGAGGAGGAGGAUGACACUGAGGACUUUGCUGACCAGGAAAACUUGCCUGACCCCCAGGACAUCAACUGCCCCCAGAGCCCCUCCAAGACAGACUGUCUCACAGAGAAGGACUAUUCUGACACACCCAGGGACUUCCCCGACUCCUUCCAGCCCGAAAGCCCUGGCCACCUGGGAGUGAUCCGGGACUUCUCCAUUGAAUCUCUGCUGAGGGAGAACUUGUACCCCAAGGCCAGCAUCCCUGACAGGAGACCCUCCUUAUCUCCAUUUGCCCCAGAAUUCUUCCCGCACCUCUGGCCAGGUGACUUUGGUGCCUUUGCCCAGCUGCCUGAACAGCCCAUGGACAGUGGGCCACUGGAUCUAGUCAUCAAGGACAGAAAGAUCAAGGAGGAGGAGAAAGAGGAGCUGGCCCCACCCCCACCCCCUCCCUUCUCUAGCGACUUCUUCAAGGACAUGUUUCCUGACCUGCCUGGUGGGCCGCUGGGCCCCAUCAAGGCAGAGAAUGACUAUGGUGCCUAUCUCAACUUCCUGAGUGCCACCCACCUGGGGAGCCUCUUCCCACCCUGGCCGCUGGUGGAGGAGCGCAAGCUGAAGCCCAAGGCCUCUCAGCAGUGCCCCAUCUGCCACAAGGUCAUCAUGGGGGCUGGGAAGCUGCCCCGGCACAUGAGGACCCACACCGGAGAGAAGCCGUACAUGUGCAGCAUCUGCGAGGUCCGCUUCACCAGGCAGGACAAACUGAAGAUCCACAUGCGGAAGCACACGGGGGAGCGGCCCUACUUGUGCAUUCACUGCAACGCCAAGUUUGUGCACAACUACGACCUCAAGAACCACAUGCGCAUCCACACGGGCGUGCGGCCCUACCAGUGUGAGUUCUGCUACAAGAGCUUCACGCGCUCCGACCACCUGCACCGCCACAUCAAGAGGCAGAGCUGCCGCAUGGCGCGACCCCGGCGUGGUCGCAAGCCUGCUGCCUGGAGGGCAGCCAGCCUGCUCUUUGGGCCGGGUGGCCCCUCAGCCGACAAAGCGGCCUUCGUGAUGCCACCCGCGCUGGGCGACGUGGGUGGCCACCUGGGCGGCACAGCCGUGUGCCUCCCGGGCCCCAGCCCUGCUAAGCACUUCCUGGCAUCACCCAAGGGCACCCUGAGCCUGCAGGAGCUGGAACGUCAGUUCGAGGAGACGCAGAUGAAGCUAUUCGGACGCGCGCAGCUCGAGGCCGAGAGGAACGCCGGCGGCCUCCUGGCCCUGGCACUGGCUGAGAACGUAGCCGCCACUCGGCCCUACUUCCCACUGCCUGACCCCUGGGCGGCAGGCUUGGCUGGCCUCCCUGGUCUCACCGGCCUCAACCAUGUGGCCUCCAUGUCUGAAGCCAACAACUAGGCUGGCCCUGGUCCACUCUAGUCCCAAACCCUGUCUUAAGUCCCUCUAAGGCCCGCCCUGCCCCACCCAGUGGACCUGAACUUUCUAGUUUGCAAACACAAAGGGAUAAUGGAGAAAAAAAAAUUACAUUUUAGCAGAGAUGCAAUUUUCCUGGCCUUUGAGGGCAGCAUCUCCCUUUUGCUGGUGUCUGAGCUGGACACCUCUUCCCUGAGGGAUUAGAAACCCCCCACCUGGCUGCCUCUGGCUCACAUAGAAAUAUGCAGGGUGCCAAGUCUCAGAAGGCUCUGCGCUGGUGCCAGGAGCACGUUGCUGCUGCGGUAUGGGGCUGUGAGGAGGGAGCCCUCUGCCAGGAGGCUGGCUGGGAGGAGCUAGCCUGAGGACUGUGUCCUGGCCAGGCACCUUGCUUCAGCCAUACUACCCUAUGGGGGAAAUCACUCCCACCUCGGCUUUCAGAGUCAGGUUCCAGCUCAGAGGUCCCGGAUCCAAUUGAGCAGUGCUUUUGGGCCAUGGGGAAAAACCAUCCCUACUGAGCAGAAAGGCUUCCAGCAUAGAGUGAGCCCAUUUUAUAUUGGCUUGACCUGUGACCUUAGGUGGGUCAACUUUCUGUGCCUCAGAGUCACCCUGCUGUGAAAGGGGGUGGUAACUUACAUUCCCCUCCCCCCAUUUCCAUACAUAUUCACACCUGUUCCACUCUGAGCUGACAAGAGUUCCUUGGAAGGUAGAAGUUUAGCAUCCCCAGAGUUACUGGGGAGACUAUCUUACUGGAGUAAGACACAUGGCAGGACAAGACAGGGAACGAGGAAUGAGAGAGAGGGCUGGGUAGGGCUUCGUGGCUUUCAAUACCCAUAGGUAGCUCCAGGAACCCCAAAUUCUGCCUCACUUCUGGCAAGCCACUGCCAUAUCUAGACACCCCGUAGAAACGCAAGAGCAUUGGUUCACCCCACAUGCCCUCAGUGUUCAGGCUCCUUUAGCUAACACUGAGGGAUGGGGCCAGCUUCUAACAGCCACUGCCUGCCUGCCUCCUCCCAACCCUGCAAAUGUCACAGAACCUAGUCAUCCUAGUCAACCCUGCUCCUUGAGUUCAGGGUUCUCCAGACCUGGGCUUUGCUGGUGACACCCUUCUACUGUGUUUGAGCCCGUGAGCUCCCUUUCCACAUUUGACCAAAAGGUUCCCGUGCAAAGAGGUGGAGUCCCUUGGGUUGUGAUGGGCUGUGUAGCAAGCCACACUCAAAACAACUUUGCUGGCCCAUGGGUUCUUGAGUUUGCAUUGGUUUCUUGAGAUCCCAGGAAGGAGAAUCCACCUGCUCGGAAGGCCUAGGCCUGGAGUCCCAGACCCCCCAAGCGGUAGGUACAAGAGACUCACCUCUUCCUAUAUCUGUUGUCUUGGCUUCUUCAUGUACAAACACAAACAUAAAAAGGUCAGAGAAGGCAGCAGACUCUAUCCCUCCUGAAGCUCCCAAGAGAAUCCCUGCCUGCCAGUGCCAGUCCAUCAGGGAGGAUUUUCCUCAGAUGCCCCGUCCUCAUCAGUCACCUGCUGGGCAGCUGCCUCUUAAAUUCCUGUCUGCAGUUCAGACAGUUACCAAUAUGCACACUUUGCCCCAGCAGCCAAGUGGCCGUAGCUGAACCAGACUCAGAACCAACAGAGGGACCCAGGGGAGGGCAGUGGUGUCAGGUUUCUGUUUUUAUUUUGUAAAGGUAAUGACUUCUUAUAAACUCACUUUUUCAGAUGACUUGGCUAGUUCUUUUUGUCGUCUGUUUUUGGGUUUUUUUUUUUUUUGUUUUUUUGUUUUUUUCUGGGCUGCCGUUUGGAAUUGUAUAUUGUAAAAUAUCCAAAGAUGCCGAGUAGGAUGAAGCACUUGAAACAAGUGGAUCUGGUGGGGGGAGGGCAGCUGUGGGCUUUUUAUUAUUAUUGUUGUUGUUAUUGUUUUGUUUUGUUUUAUGUUCCUGACUUCCCUGUCUGUCUGUGGGAGACCUUUGGAAUUUUUUCUAUUUAUAAAACUUUUUAUGUGACGCCUCUAUGUAAAAAAAAAAAAAAAAAAAAAAAAAGACACACAAUGAAGUUUGCCUUAGUGAUUCAAGGGACAAUCUUCCAUAACUUUGGUCGCACGCUGCAUCCUGCCCAGAAAUGCUCAGAUAAUUUUCUGGCCUAUUUAUUAAACAAUAUUAACUGACUUGAUUAAAUGAUAUUGAGAGUGGCCUUCUGUGUGACUUCUAGAAGCUCACGGGACAACAACGAGCCCCGAGAUGGAAGUCCCUUGCUUACGGUUGACACCUCUGGGCACAGCAAUUUUCAUGUCAAAGACACUUUUACAAAACACAAACCUUUGACUCUAAUUCUUAUCAUCAUCAUCACCACCACCACCACCAUCAUCAUCAUCAUUUUAUGUCUACGGGUUUUGCCCACAUCCGUGUCUGUGUACCAUGUGUAUGCCUGGUGCUCAAGGAGGCCAGAGUAGGGCACUAGAGUUAAAAAUGGUUGUGAGCUGCCGUGUGGGUGUUCAGAAUCAAAGUGGGUCCUCUGGACUCAUGGUUAAACUAUCCCUCCAGUCCAAGACCUUUGACUCUAAUUGCUUGAAGGAUCGUGGGAGAUUUAGUUUUGCUUUUUGAGGCAGGGACUCACUGUAUAAUCCAGGCUAGCCUUGAACUCAUCACCCUCUUGCCUCAGCCCUCACACCUGAAUUGCUUUGAGCAAGAAUGAGCUCUGUUUGUCUACUGCCAUGGUUCAGACUGGCUUUCCCCUUUCCAUUCUCAUUUCAGGGGCUGGGGUGGGGAGGAAGGCCAGACCUCAAUUCUUCACUGUAUCUCAUGUGCACACAGCAUGUGCACACACAGCCUGGUAUGUGUGACAAGGACAGUCCUGAGGAUGCUGACUGGGCAGUACAUCUGGUCUUGCCAGUUCCAUGGCUAGGGCCCAGUAGCCUCCAGUCAGCCUUGCUGCCAUCCCACGACUGCUGAAGAGCCAGACUCCUCCUCUUCCUCCUCCUCUUCUUCCUCCUCCCCCUCCUCCUCUUCUUCCUCUUCCCUCUCCUCUUCCUCCUCCCUCUCCUCCUCUUCCUCUUCCCCCUCCUCCCUCUCUUCCUCCCCCUCCUCCUCCCUCUCCUCCUCCCUCUCUUCCUCUUCCUCCUUCCUCUUCCUCCUCCCUCUCCUCCUCCUCCUCUCCUUCCUCCUCUUUCUCCUCCCCCUCCUCCUCCCCUUCCUUCCCCCCUCUUCUUCCUCCUCCUUUCACCCAAGCCUCUUCUAACCAGAGACUCUGAUCCUGUUGGAGAGAAGGAAAUACACUUAUCGCUGAAUGAGGUCUCCCCCAUGCAGACGGCAGACCCAGAGCUCAGAUUCUUGCAGUAAAGUUGUUGUGCUGCACUGUGGACAAACUGAAGGUUAACCCAGAGCCACCCCUCAUUCCUUUGUGGAUAUGAUAGGCCCUCCCUUUCUAUGUGUCAAUUCCCAGCACAGGGGAAAGAAUCCAGUCAGGGUAAAAUCCAGUCCAGGAUUUGAACUCCUGUCUUCUCUGAGCUGUGUGUUCUCAGACUAAUCAUCCUCCCACUCUGGUUCUCCCCUUCAGAACUCUUGAAUAAAGAACGUUCCUAGGUUCUCUGCCUGAAUAGCCUCAUCAGGGGACCCAAUCCAGCCUUCUUGAUAGGAGACAGAAAGCAAAAGAGCUGGCCUGACACACCCUUCCUGUAAGGGCAGAGGGUCUCUGAAGUCACCCAGUGUUGUUUACAGGUCACACCUCUGCACCCUGAUACAUGUGUGUGUGUUUACUUAAAGAUUUAUUUAUUUAUUAUAUGUAACUACACUUAGCUGUCUUCAUGCACACCAGAAGAGGACAUCAGAUCUCUUUACAGAUGGUUGUGAGCCACCAUGUGGUUGCUGGGAAUUGAACUCAGGACCUCUGGAAGAGCAGUCAGUGCUCUUAACCACUGAGCCAUCUCUCCAGCCCCACAUGCAUAUAUUUAUCUGAGCAUAAAUAAUGUCCAGACUCUUUGCCAAAUGGCUUACUUCUUCACAUCUCCUAGUGACAUCAUAAUGGCUCUUGGCUACCAAGUAGUGUUGGGAGAACUGGGAGGGAGGGUAAGAGCAUAGACUACAUGUUCCCAGGAAUUUAGGCAUUCUGGGAUUGUUUGGUCCUAUUGGGUAGAGUCGUUGUCUACAAAGGGGCAUAAAUCAUGAUGGAGAAGGAACAGGGAUUAGAGCCCAGCAAACCUCUGAUUGCUCCGUGACUUCCUCCUGGAAGUAAAAUCUAGCCUGACCAUAUGAGAAUCGCACAGAGCCCUAGCAGGCUCAGGCUGCCCCUUCAGGCCUGAAAGUACCAGAGGGCUAGCCACCUAGGCCUUUAGGGAAGGAAGAGAGCAGGAGGAGGCCUCUGAGAAACGAAGGAGUGCUCACCUUCAACCGGAAAAGCCAGUAGGGCUGUGAUGGAUGGAGGAGGGCUUAGCCAAGCAUUUGGCCAGCUUGAGCCAGUAGGAAAGAGACCAGAGGUCUAAAAAGAAGUUAACUUUCUAACAUUGACCUUACCCUGAGAGGCACGAGGCCACACAUGAGGAGCACGCUGCUCUGAACCUGGUAACAAGCAUUUCAGGGGGGCUGGAGUUGGAGAAUUCACCAGGGGAGGAGAAAGCAUCAAUUUCCCUUCCGUCUCUUCCGUCUGGUUUGUGAGCUAUGACUCAGGAAGGACAGCCGUAUACAUGCAAAAGAAACACAGGGACAAUGUCACAAAGCUACCUUGGUCCAGAGCUGCUGGGACAUCCCUCCGCUCUACUGGUGGCCAGGUUGGGGCUGGAGAAAAGUGAGUGGCAAGGAGAGGGGGGCCCGUGUGCUAUCACCUCAGUUUCCAGAUGUCUGUCGCCAGGGCUUUCAUUAUCCUCUCCUUCCCUUUUGCCUGCUGUCCUCCCUGUGGGCCUCUCAGCUCGCCGCAGAGCAGUGUUACAGGCACAGACCUCCUGUCACUCCAUGGACGAGUCCUCCCACAUGCAACAGUCACUGUUUCCAGCUGCUCAGGGGAUCAGGAGAGAAGAGGGACGCAGAGGCAGCACGCACAGGUGGCAGGGCCCUCGGAGCACCAGAUGCACGAAUGCUGAAUUGUUCUCCAACCCACGGAACCCCCAGUCCUGCAGGACCCCCUCAGGCUGAGUUCCCAUCACACCCUGGUGUGUCCACAAACAAGCCAGAGUUCUUGUGGAAAUGACAUGGGUAGGAUAUACCCCUAGCUCAUCCCUUGCACCCAGCAGUCUGCUCUCAACACCCCCUUGCCUGAAAGCCGGUCUUGGCUGGUGGAAUCCUCACCUGAGUGGUCACUUGCAAGGGAGCAGAUGGCAGAAGAGGACCCUACACACAGGUUUCUACAAGUUCCACUGGGUAGCCAUUUAGAAAUCAAGAUGUUCUGGACCUUAAAGCCCCCCCCCCAGGGCAAGGCAAAAUUUAAUUAAAGCCUCCAUUUUUCUUUAUUUGGACAUCAAA